AAGUUCCAUUGAGACUUUUAUUCUAAAAGCAAAAGUGUUUGAAAGCUGCAAGACGAGAUGGAGCAGACCGAGGUGAUGAAACCAGAGAGCCUGGAUGAGCUGAUCGAAGUCCUGCACAGAAUCUUCCAGAGUGACUGCAUCAAUAUUGAGGAGGUGCAAAACAUUAUGGAAUCAUAUGAGAGCAACCCCCAGGACUGGAUUAAGUUCGCGCAGUUUGACCAGUACAGAUACACAAGGAACCUGGUGGAUGAAGGAAACGGGAUGUUUAACCUCAUGAUUCUCUGCUGGGGAGAAGGACACGGGAGUAGUAUCCACGACCACACAAACUCCCACUGCUUCAUGAAGAUGCUGCAGGGUCAGCUGAAAGAGACGCUGUUCGACUGGCCCGAUGAUAAAUCCAAGGGGGGCAUGAUCCAGAAGUCAGAGAGGAUUCUCCAAGAGAACAAGGUUGCUUACAUAAAUGACUCCAUCGGACUCCAUCGUGUGGAAAACGUCAGCCAUACUGAAGGGGCGGUCAGUUUGCACUUGUACAGCCCACCCUUCCAGAUGUGCCAGACCUUUGACCAGCGCACCGGACACAAGAAUGCAGUCAAGAUGACCUUCUGGAGCAAAUAUGGAGAGAGGACUCCCUUUGAGACAGCACUCUCUCGGGAGAACAACUAAGAGCCACCGCCCAUUUGGAACAGGACGACGACAAACGUUGAAAUGACAAUAUCAAAUAAAUCUGAAGACAAGUGGUGGAGAGGUGAAGAUCUACGACUGAAAUCAGGAGCGGACCGCUUCAGAAGAACAACCCAGUAAUUAGGAUGGCUUUAUAGCUGCAGUGUGAGCUUGGCAAAUACGGAUGAGCACAGAAUGAAUGCAUGAAUAGGCUUGGACAUAGAGUGAGUCUGCCCUUUGUUUGCCCGGUCUGAGAAGACCCCUUUCCCAAUAACAACAUUCCUGUCUGUCCGUGACCGAUGUAACCGCACUUCUGCGUGAGCGGUUGUUGAAGAGUGGCUUUUCAGAGUGGUCUUUUGUAGUUCUUCUAAAAUCCUGUGGAGAGAAAGUCCGCCGCUCCCUCCCUUCUAAUUCUGUCUGUCUUGCACUUUUAUACCUGUAUUCCCCAUUGAUUUGCAAUAGUCUUAACAACACUUGGAAGUCGGAUGAAAAUGCCUACAAAUGUAAGCUUAGUUCCACUCGGGAGAAAUGUAAAGCUUUAGAGUUUUGUUGUUUUUAAAGUACUUGUAAUUUAUUUUGUUCACUGAGUGUUUGAAUCACGCUUACAUGUCUGAGUGUGGACCAAGAGAGAGAUUAUUUUGUAUUACUAGUGUGUGUAGAUGAACUCAGGACCUUCGGCAUUUUUAAAUUUGUAGUUGUAUUUAUAUAGUGUAGUUUGACAAAUGCGGAAUUUCUUUCAUAAAGUGGAUGUCCAAAUUAUUACGUUACUUACUUUUCACAGAACUUCAUUUUUUGAACUGUAUUUCUAAUCGCUGUAUAUAUGGAAAAGGUAUUUUUCUCACUUAUAUUAUCCAUAAUUCCUGAAACAUGUGUUUCAAAAACAUACUUCUAUAUCAAUCACAAGUAUCGUAGCGAGUGACGGUGCUGCUCACCGUGUGACCAGGUGGGAGGCCAGCCAAUGGAUGUCUUCAUGCUUUGUCCUGAAAUAAAGCCAGUUGGGUUGUCAUUUUGUUUUACGUGUUCAGGCAAAUGGAAGCAAGGAACAGAUGAUUCGGUUUUGGUGGCGUUCCACAUUCCCAUCUUUGCACGGAUUCUUCAUUGUUCAACAACUGCAGGCGUCUGUUGCAGCUGUGCUGUGUUCAGGACCAUUUGCAAAUGAACGUACCUUGUAAAAACACCAUACAACCAGUUGAAUUAAAACAACUUCUACGUGGCUGUGGUGUG
Messenger RNA from Synchiropus splendidus (mandarinfish), 1884 nucleotides. RefSeq names its product cysteine dioxygenase, type I (gene cdo1). The record is from RefSeq and is a predicted model, not a curated record. NCBI's taxonomy places the organism in Eukaryota, Metazoa, Chordata, Actinopteri, Syngnathiformes, Callionymidae. Gene Ontology annotation, molecular function: cysteine dioxygenase activity; ferrous iron binding. Bases 58 to 663 code for a protein of 201 amino acids. Gene Ontology annotation, biological process: L-cysteine catabolic process. The transcript is spliced from 5 exons.